CCGCUAUAAAAUCAUACUCCACUUCUCCAAGUGGCAUUCACAUUCAGGUCUUCUGAGCGUCAAGUGAAUUGUGCUGUUCCGUCUAAUUCUGUUUUGUGUGGUGUUAUUUUCAAGUUUUUUUUGAAAAUAUUAAAAAUGGCAAGCAUCGACUACAACUACUUUAUUUCCCCCCAUGCUUCUAGAAGGAGACCAGCCCUUACUAGAGAAUUAACUAAACGCGCGUAUGCAGUUAAAGAUACCAUAUCCCUAGCAGAAGGAAUGCCCAAUGAAGUAACAUUUCCCUUCGAAAAAAUGCAGAUUUUGAUGAAAGAUGGUACAACGCUUACCCUUCAAGGUCAGCAAUUACAUGCUGCUCUACAAUACAUUCCGACACAAGGCUAUCCUCCACUGGUGAAAACAUUAAAAGAAUUUAUGCAAAAAGUGCACCAACCACCUAACUGGCAGGACCGGGAUUUGAUAGUAACCAACGGAUCACAGGAUGGCAUAAGUAAAUCUAUUGAACUUUGCAUUCAAGAAGGUGACCCAGUACUUGUACAAAAUCCUCUUUACACUGGUACGGAGAUAGUUCUGAAACCUUUCAAAGCCGAACUGAUUGGUAUCGACCACGACCAAUAUGGAAUGAGCGCUCAGAAACUGCUAGAUGUCUUAGAAGACCGGAAAGCAAAGUAUACAGAAGAAGGUGGAGGGUGUAAAAUGCCUAAAGUCCUUUAUCUUAACCCGACGGGUUCAAAUCCAACGGGUACAACUAUGCCAGCAGAGAGAAGAAGAGAAAUCUAUAACAUCUGCUGCAAGUACAACAUACUCAUCUUGGAAGAUGAUGCUUAUUGUUUCAUGCACUUCUUGGACGAAAACCCUCCAUCUUUUCUCUCUCUAGACACAGAAGGGCGUGUCGUAAGAUUCGAUUCUUUAUCAAAAGUAUUAAGUUCUGGUCUCAGAAUGGCAUGGAUAACUGCGCCAAAACAAAUAAUUGCAAACAUAGAACUGCAUAUACAAAGUUCCUAUUUACAUUCCAGCACUUUAUCUCAGGUCAUUACUGAGAAUUUGCUGCAAACUUGGGGUCACGACAAAUUUAUGGAACACCUCAACUUUGUGAAAAAGUAUUACAAGGCUCGUCGUGAUUUAACGAUUGUGUCGAUGGAGCGCCAUCUUAAGGGUCUUUGCGAAUGGACGGUUCCUACUGGAGGAAUGUUCGUCUGGAUUAAAGUACACGGUGUUUCCGACGUCUACGAUAUGCUGAUGAGCCGUGGAUUGAAGAAGGGUAUUACUUUUGUACCUGGGCAUGCUUUUAUGGCCGAUCCCACAAAAGCAUGCAGUUAUAUUCGAGCUUCCUACAGCAAAGCUUCCCCUAAGCAAAUUGAAAAAGCUAUGAAGCUUUUGGCAGAACUGAUAAGGGAAGAACAUUUGUUGUUGCGUAGGAAGCUAGAUAAUUGUACUUAAUCUUUAUACAGAAUAUAGAAGGUUUUCUAUAUUGCUUUGAAAAAGCCUUGUUAAUCAUCUCUAUACCUUAUAAUUCUGAUGUAGAAAGGAGUUAGGGUACUAUUUUAUCGACUUUAUUAGUUAUGCUAUUCACUAGCAGAGGGUGGUGCGAUUUAUGAAAUGGCCUAUCUGUACACGCUAUAAAGUUUUCACAUAAUUAUAUUAUGAAAUAAAUAUUGGUGUAAGGAAUAAGUUUAACAGUGUAAAUUGUCUUUUAUAUUUUAAUAAAUGAUUGAAGUUA
Messenger RNA from Zophobas morio, 1717 nucleotides. RefSeq names its product kynurenine/alpha-aminoadipate aminotransferase, mitochondrial-like. Gene Ontology annotation, molecular function: pyridoxal phosphate binding; L-kynurenine:2-oxoglutarate transaminase activity. The transcript is spliced from 4 exons. Gene Ontology annotation, biological process: biosynthetic process. The record is from RefSeq and is a predicted model, not a curated record. Lineage: Eukaryota; Metazoa; Arthropoda; Insecta; Coleoptera; Tenebrionidae. Bases 136 to 1437 code for a protein of 433 amino acids.